AUGGCGGCGCCGCCGUUGGAGCUGGUUGACGACGUCAUCCCCGAGAUCCUCCUUCGCCUGCCGCCGGACGAGCCCAAAUGGCUCUUCCGCGCGGCCGUCGCCCGCAAGCCGUGGCUCCGCACCAUCUCCGACCCCACCUUCCUCCACCGCUACCGCGCCUUCCACGGAGCCCCUCCCCUCCUCGGGCUUAUCGACAGGGAACCACUAAUCGACCGGGUUCCCCGCUUCGUCGCACCACAGCAGUGA
Molecule: messenger RNA, 246 nt
Organism: Miscanthus lutarioriparius
Lineage: Eukaryota; Viridiplantae; Streptophyta; Magnoliopsida; Poales; Poaceae
Source: the annotation of a GenBank genome assembly